This is a messenger RNA of Bipolaris sorokiniana ND90Pr, 371 nucleotides long. RefSeq lists its product as uncharacterized. The annotation marks the transcript as partial. NCBI's taxonomy places the organism in Eukaryota, Fungi, Ascomycota, Dothideomycetes, Pleosporales, Pleosporaceae. The record is from RefSeq and is a predicted model, not a curated record. The transcript has a single exon. Gene Ontology annotation, molecular function: nucleic acid binding; zinc ion binding.
GCUCGCAGUGCAGCAACGAAGCGUAGGCAGCGUAAAAAAAAGCGAAUACAGAAGCAAGGAGUGCUAACAAAGGGAGCUGGAGAGGAUCUACUUGCUCAGCGUGAGGCUGAUCAGCAGAUUGCUCAUGAAGAGCGUCAAGGAGGAGAGCGAUCAGGUGCUAGUCGCCAGGCUCUUGCGCGCUGUAGUAGGUGUAGAGAGACUGGCCAUAAUGCGCGUACAUGCAAGAAAGAUACUAUAGGUACUACUUAAUCUACUAUCUUAAUACAUAUCAAGAUAGUUACAUUGUGGUGGCACUAUACGCUUAUAGAGGUGCGUAGGUUUGGUGGGUGCGCGACUCGCUUGCCUGCGCGACUCGCUUAUCCAUCACGUUA